GCUAAUUUGGCGGAUAAGGAAGUGAACAACUUGAAGGAUCAAUUAACCACCAACACUGACACCACCACCAACACACUGGCCACCGCCAAUAGCAGCGACAUACCAGCCGACAUAGACGACUUCAGCAGCGUGGCUGCCGCCGCACUUGCCGCCAAUAGCAGCGCAUGCACAACAACAACAGACAGCAACACCACCACCACCACCACGUCCACCAGCAACACAAUCCCACCAAGCACCAAACUGCUUUCGCCCACCAACGCCACAUACAACAGUAUCGCCGCCGGCUUUAAUAGCCCGAAUAACAUACACAAUAAUAACAACAAUACAAAAUUGCUGAACAGCGUCGCUGCGGCGAUAACGUUACAUCAGAACGGUGGCAAUUUAUUGGCGUCCACCAGUACGAAUACACCCUCCCCUUCGCCACCGCUAUCUGCGGACGGUUGCAGCAUUGCCGCCGCUGCUGCUGCCGCUGCCGCGUGUGGCAAUAGCAGCGUUUCACCGCUGAGCGCCGCACUAAACGGCGUUAACGGUUGCCUCAAUCCAAAGCUCUUCUUCAAUCACGCCCAACAGAUGAUGAUGGAAGCAGCGGCUGCUGCCGCCGCUGCUGCUGCAGCUGCCGUGCAACAGCAACAAUCACCGCUGCAUUCGCCAUUGCAUGCCGCGCAACAUAUGGACGACGAUGAAAUGGAUGAGGAUGAUUGCGCCGGUGCGACUGGCGUGGAUGCUAGCAAAUUGAUCACCAGCCUCACAGCCGAAAUGAAGUUGGUGAAGCGUGCGGGAGACGAUGAUGUUGACGAGGAAGAGGAGGAUAACGAAGACGCCGAUGAGAACGCGAAUGCGCGUAAGCGCAGCAGCAAUGCUCCAGAUCAGGAGCGCUUGGAGGAGCAGCGUUUGGGUGGCGAUGAAAAUGCCAAUGGAAAUGUGUGUGGUCAAAGAACUGAUGAUAGUAGCUUAAACGUUAGCAGUAGCGAUAGCAAUAAAAAAACUAGUUGUAGUGUAAACAAAAGUAAUUGUGCAAGAAAAACAAAAACAACAAAAGCCGCUGUGGAUGGCAACACUGAUAGUGCCGCUGAAAUUGGUGAUGAUUGCAUUGAUAAUGAGGAUGACGAUGACGAUAAUCAUGCAAUGUCGGUGAAUGCAACGGAAGUCAGGCGUAUGGAAAUUGAUGGCGGCGAAAGUGGUGAGAGUGGGAAAAUCGACGCAACAAUAAAGCCGAAUGCGGUAGGAAACAAUCAUGCUGAAUUAUUAGCUGCCAAAGAUAAAGAGGUAUGUAACACCAAAACCAACCAUUAAAAAAAAGUUGUGAAAUAUGCCACGUAAGUAAAAGAAAAUAUGGCCGUAAUGCUUAGU
Molecule: messenger RNA, 1350 nt
Organism: Anastrepha ludens (Mexican fruit fly)
Lineage: Eukaryota; Metazoa; Arthropoda; Insecta; Diptera; Tephritidae
Product: homeobox protein cut-like
Exons: 2
Coding region: 571-1293 (240 amino acids)
Source: RefSeq, a predicted model, not a curated record